AGAGCCCGCGGCGCUGUGGGGUGGCCCGGAGCGGCUCGGGGCGAUGGCGGCGGAGGGCGUGCGGGUGCUACCCGCCUCGCCCAACUGGUACAGCAGCCGCUGUAGCGACGCCAGCAGUGACGGCCGCCUCUUCGGCUUCGCGGCGAGGCACCGCGUCUGCUUGCUGGAUGUCGGCGGCGGCGCCGUUGCCGCACCCACGUUUUACGGGGAGCUCAUCGGGCACACGGACAGGAUCUCUGGGUUCGCGUUUUGCCACUGCCCGGGGCAGAGCAGCCUCUGCGCCACCAGCUCCGACGACGGGAGCGUCAAAAUCUGGGACACGGAGACGUUGGCUCCGGUGGUGGAGUACAGCUUGCACCAGAACGUGAUCUCGGCGUUGCACUGGUCGCCCCUUGUGAAAGAUCUGAUUGUAUCCGGUGAUGAAAAAGGUGUCGUCGUUUGUUACUGGCAGAACAGAAGUGACAGCCAGCAGUUCUUCCCAGAGCCUCGGACGAUUUUUUGUCUCACUUGUUCUCCUCACAAUGAAAACGUGGUGGCGAUUGGCUACAAGGAUGGCAUGGUGGUUAUAAUUGACAUCAGCAGGAAAAGAGAAGUACUUCAUCGGCUAAGAGGCCACGACGAUGAAAUACAUUGUCUGGCCUGGUGCCCUGUGCCCGGUGAGGAAAGGUUACCUGCUUGGCAGGAUGAGCUCCAAGCAGCUUCUUCAGAGGAAAGCAAAGUUCCAAAUGGGGAGAUGACACAGGACACAACCACAAAGAAAGGCUGUUACUUGGCUUCGGGGAGCAAAGAUCAGACCAUACGAAUCUGGAGCUGUACUAGAGGCAGAAGUGUAAUGACUUUGAAGUUGCCACCCACGAAGAGAAGAGGUGGAGCUGUGGAUCCUGCUGUUAAGGAGCGCAUUUGGCUGACUGUUCACUGGCCUUCUGGUCGAUCCACGGACAUUGUGUCCAGCUCUUUCGGAGGAGAAUUGCUGCUCUGGGAUUUGACCCAACCUGGAAAACGCAAGUGGACGCUUCUAGGAUCUUCAGAAGGACAAAACCACUCCCGCAUUGUGUUCAACCUGAGUCCUGUGAAGCAUCAAGACAAAGAGCUCCUUUUAUCCAUUUCAAUGGACAGAGAUGUGAAAUGCUGGGACCUCUCAACUCUUGAAUGUUGCUGGACCAUGCCCUCACUUGGGGGAUUUGUCUAUAGUCUCGCCUUCUCCCCUGUGGACACGGGCUCUCUUGCCAUUGGUGUUGGAGACAGCAUGAUCCGGGUGUGGAAUACUUUGUCCAUGAACAAUAUCUACGAUGUGAAAACCUUCUGGCAAAGCAUAAAGUCCAAGGUUACAGCAUUAGCCUGGCAUCCAACUAAGGAAGGCUGCUUGGCUUUUGGAACAGAUGAUGGAAAAGUUGGCAUAUUUGACACUUUCUCCAGCAGUGCUAGGAAUAAGCCACCUCAGAUCUCCAGUACUUACCACAAGUGCACUGUAUAUGCAUUAGCCUGGGGACCUCCAACUCCUCCUCUGUCUUCUGGAGGAGAAGGUGAACAGCCCUCUGUAACUUUAUAUAGUUGUGCUGGAGAAGGUAUUGUUUUUCAACACAACCCCUGGAAUCUCAGUGGAGAGGCAACUGACAUCAACAAAGUUAUCCGAGACACUAAUUCAAUUAAACACAAACUGCCUGCCCGUACAGAGAUCAGCUGGAAACCAGAUGGCAAACUCUUGGCUCUUGGCAAUGAAGAUGGCUCCAUUGAAAUAUUUCAGCCACCAAACUUGAAGUUGCUCUGCACUAUCCAGCAGCAUCAUAAACUGAUUAACGCCAUCCGUUGGCAUCAUGAGCAUGGGAGCCAGCCAGAGCUGAGUUACUUGAUAGCUUCAGGCUCAGUCAAUGCCAUUAUUUAUGUGCAUAACCUGAAGAGUGUCAUAGAGAGCACUUCGGAAACUCCUGUGACCAUAACAGAGCCUUUUCGAACUCUGGCUGGGCACACAGCUAAAAUCACAAGCCUUUCUUGGAGCCCCCACCAUGAGGGAAGAUUGGUGUCUGCUUGCUAUGAUGGCACUGCACAGGUAUGGGAUGUUAUGAAGGAAGAGCCACUCUCCAACUACCGAGGGCACCAGGGCCGGCUGCUGAGUGUCCAGUGGUCACCAGUGGAUUCAGAUGCUGUUUAUACAGGAGCAGAUGAUUUUUCAGUUCAUAAGUGGCACAUCUCAAAGCAGGAGCAUACAAGGCCUCCUCAGGGCAAAAAGAGGACAGAAUGGGAGAAAAAAAAAAGUACACAGCCAAAAGUCAAAACUAAGAAGAAGAAAAAGCCUGUCGAAAAGAGCUCAGGCAAGCAGGAGCUAAGUGAUGCCACGAAUGGAGAUGAGAGCCUGAAGGAAAUGUUGCUAGAGGAAAAUGGAGUGUCAGACCAUGAAGGGGAAAAAGAAGCUCAGGGGACAGAGGUGCCUAAUAAAGUCUCCAUGAGUGUGUCCAAGGAUACAUCUUCAUCUGCAUAUGAUUAUUCUUCAUUCAGCUUGCCAAAGCCUUUUGUGACCCAGAAAGCUCCUGUGAAAAAGGAACCACCUAAAGAGAAACCAACUCCUGAUACCUCUUUAAAGAAGAGGAAGCCUCGUUCUGUUCUACCCUUCAGCACAUUCAUGGAUCACAGGUCAAAAGAUGAAUUGCAUCAAGACUGCUUGAGGCUGGCUGCAUGUCUGAAAACCAAAGAUGAUAAUGAAGAUGCAUCCCCUGACCUCAAGGAUCGCAUCCACUUGGGGCUGUUUGCAGACAGGGCUUCUCUGCACAAGAUGAUAGAUGUGGAAGGAAAAAAUCACCUGGAGAAUGGGCAUCCAGAUCUCUUUCAGCAGCUCAUGUUGUGGAAAGGAGAUAUGAAGGGUGUCCUCCAGGCAGCUGCUGAGAGGGGAGAGCUGACAGACCAGCUGGUGGCAAUCUCGCCAAUGGUGGGGUACCAGGCCUGGGUUUGGACAGUAGAAGCCUUUGCAAAGCAGCUGUGUUUUCAGGAGCAGUAUGUGAAGGCUGCCUCCCACCUCCUGUCCAUCCAUAAAGUGUACGAGGCUGUCGAGCUCCUGAAAGUGAACAAUUUUUACAGGGAAGCAAUUGUAAUUGCUAAGGCCAGGCUGCGGCCAGAAGAUCCAAUCCUGAAGGAUCUCUACACCAGCUGGGCAGCUCUGUUAGAGAAAGAUGGUCAUUAUUCCAUGGCUGCCAAAUGUUAUCUGGGGGCUUCCUCACCUUAUGAUGCAGUUAAGGUGCUGGCAAAAAAGGGGGAUGCAACGUCCCUUAAAACUGCUGCUGAGCUUGCGCUGAUAUCUGGAGAGGAGGAGUUGUCAGCAACUUUGUCUUUCAGAUGUGCCCAGGACUUGCUGUUAUCCAGGAACUGGGUGGGAGCUCAGGAAGUCCUUCAGCAACAUAAAACAUUAUUUGGACAAAGACUCGUCUUCUGCCUUAACGAACUGCUUUGCAAGUGCCUUAGUGAAAGAAAUCCCUGUGACCGAAAGAGCCCUGUGCCUCCCUGUUACCACAGCUGGGAGCUGAACAGAAAGGCCUCAUUUUUGGACAUGGUGAUAGAAGUGUGGCAGAAUGUAUUCGGCAUGGACACCACUGAACAAAUCUCGUGUGCACGGGAGCAGCUGCACAGUAUUGAGCAUCCUCCAUCUACCAGAAACACACACCCAAAGCAGGUGCUUUUCCAUAUCUCCCACGACCUGACCCUUGCAGCCCUGAGCUAUCAGACUGCAACCUGGAAUGAGGCAGUGAAAAGUAUUAUGGGAGCUGUGACUCGCAGUUAUGAUGCUGGUAAUUUCACUCUGAUGCAAGAGAUUUGCAGUAUCAUCCUUCCCGAAGGCUGCAAUAACCUGAGACACAAACUGGACAGCACAGAUUCUCAGAGCAUGGAUGCUUGCAGAAGUUUAGAGGCCUUUGUGGCUUAUGGACUGCUGUAUGCCCUGUGGUGGAAGCUACCCAAAGACUCCAUUGUCUUGCAGAAGGCUGUUUCGGAUCCCGUGCCGUGUCCCGGUGAGCAGACAGCUCUUGAGAAGGAUUAUGUUUCAGGUCAGUUCUCCUCUGAAGAAACUCCUGAUCAAGCUGCAACUGAGAUGGAUGAAAACCACUGCAAUACAACUGAAGUUCACAGGCAUGAGGCCAAAAGUGAUUCAAAAACCAGCUUGGGUGAUUUGGUGGACAAGCAGUCAAAACUGAUUGGCUGCAAAGUGCUUCUUUCAGAAGAGUUUGCUGCUCUGCAGAACACCCAGAGAGAUAUAGCUGAGGUCCAGCAGAUUUUAGCAGAUAUGAUCCACCAGCAUCAGCAGCAGAGGAACAAUCUCCAGGAAAAUACAGAUGGAAACACCCAGGAAAGCAACCUGCAGCAGAGUUCAGAGACAGAAUCAGACAAACCAUGCUCUGACAGCAACCAGAUGAAUUGUGAAGGUGAAGUAAAGGAAGCAAUUACACUCCCUGACCUAACAAAGCAGCUCCUAAAAGCAAAGCAGAAACUAGCAGAAUUUCCAGACAGCUUAAAGGUCUUCCCGUUCCCCGAUGUGCUGGAGUGCUGCCUUGUGCUCCUCCACCUUGAAUCCCAGUGCCCUCCUGAGCUGCACCAACAGGCUCUGGAUCUCCUUAGGAAACAUGGUAGUGCUAGUACUUACAAAAAGGCUGGCAGGAGGUUCUUGACAUGACAUUGUGAAACCAGCCUGUCUCCCUUGAGCUGCAUGCAGCUACUUAACACCAAGGCUGUUCUUUCUUGAAGUGAAGGCUUGUUUUGAAGGCUGUGGUUACUUUGGAUAAAACUACUCAUAUGUUGUCAGCAGCUGCUUAAGAUUGUGCUAGAAAAUUGAAAAGCAGGAGGCCUUGAACUGGAUACAAGAUUUUUGUCCCAUCUUACUUCUUGGAAGGUGUGUUAAUGAAAGCUCUUGCCAUUUCCAUGUAAGAGAAACAGUUUUAAGCAGCUCUAUCAGUCUUUCAGCAGUGGAAGAGCAGUAGGACCUCAGGAAAAAAACAAUGGUUUCUGUAAGUAAACUGACCCUUAAGCCAGUGUUGUUCUUCCCUUGUGAGUUUAUUUUCCCUCCUUUAAAUAAAGUCUUCUACCACCAUGAAUUAGCAUUUAAUUUGAGGGCUAGAAAUCAGUGUCAAUCAAGGGCAAAUGCAUUAAAACUAAGCCUGGGUAGUUUGCUGGUUGGUUGGUUUUGGUUUGUUUUUUGUUAAAUGCACUGCAGAAAAUAAACUCAGUAAAUGAAACAAGUAUGUGCUAUGACUUAGCUUUGGGUGGUGAAACCACCUGUACAAUCUAAAAGGG
Dryobates pubescens (Downy woodpecker) is the source of this 5268-nucleotide messenger RNA. RefSeq names its product gem nuclear organelle associated protein 5 (gene GEMIN5). The coding region runs from base 44 to 4651 and encodes 1535 amino acids. Lineage: Eukaryota; Metazoa; Chordata; Aves; Piciformes; Picidae. The transcript has 28 exons. Gene Ontology annotation, molecular function: protein binding. The record is from RefSeq and is a predicted model, not a curated record.